CCCCUUUCAGCCAGCUGUUUUAUCUCCGUAACGGACCGUCAGUACCAUACUUCUCAACAAUUUUCUCACUUCUGUUGAACCUUCGUACUUAAAAUAUCGCUCACCUCAACUACACCGAAGGUUAUUGGGCCUAGACCUAUCGAGCUAGAGCUUGAUAUACAAGGCACUCAGUAAACGCUUUCUCUCUCUAAAUCACCAGCGACAUUAAACUGUUUACGUGCGGUAUUGGCUUGGCGCCAUGGGGUCCGUCGAGCAAGGGUCAUCAGUAGUGGAGUCCAGCAACGAUGAAGCUGUCAUCAAAUCCCAUAUCGAGCAGCUCACCGCAGCACAGUUACCCAACUCGGCCAUCUACAAUUUCCUACUUUCCGAUGUGCAAAUCCGUUCUGCCUCGAAAGGGUCAAUGACGGCGCGUUUGACACUCACCCGAAACCAUAUCAACUCGGGCGGUGGCAUCCACGGCGCCGUCUCUGCUGCUAUCGUUGAUUGGGCUGGCGGCAUGGCAAUCGCUACAUGGGAUUUGCGUCGCCGCACUGGCGUCUCAGUUGAUAUUCACGUCACGUAUCUAUCGUCUGCCGUGGAGGGCGAUGAGAUCGAGAUCACUGCUACAGCCGAUAAGGUUGGUGGCACCCUGGCAUUUACUCGCGUCGUCAUCUACAAGGUUGUCGAUGGCGAAGCCGGCCCAGUCAUUGCGAACGGUUCGCAUACGAAGUACGCCAAGCAGCGGUAGUGAUGUCGGUUGUUGUAUCGCGAGGCUUGUGUUUUAACUAUUUCUUUUUGCCUCUGGGUUUAGAAAGGAGUCUACCUUAUAUCGCGCUAUUUUAUCAUGAUGCCAAAACGCAGUCGUUUACUAAGACAGAGGGUUAGUCUAGUCAAGGCUGAGUAUACGGAGGAACUAGAUCUGAUACCAUAGAUGCCGACUGACUUUCAGGAGCAAGCGCGAUGUCUGUUAGAUGUUGUUUAUGACAAGGGCCCAACUUAGAACUUCUAAAUAGGGGCUCGGCGGUAUAAAAACUACCUAGACAAUAUUCCACCAUCGGUAAUAUUUAUACCAAAACGUUACCCUUAAUUCGUGUUGGUAUUGAUGCGAAUGGCUCAACUCUAUCUUAUACGUUAGAUUCAUACUCUUCCUAGCUCUUCUAAUGAGUACCGUCUGCACCGAAUGAUAUUCAACCAGCUUGGAUAAGUCUUAUAAUUAGUUAUCUUCUUGGUCUAGCCUGGAUAAAGGAUACCCUUGUAGUAAAAAGUUACCAUCUUGUGUUAAGGCACGUCCUAUCAAAAUCCCUACCACCGGUGAAAUUUUCUGGGGCUAACCAGCGAUGAGGCCGCGGUGGAUCGGGAUGUUAAUUCAUUGCCAUUGUUCUCGUACUCAUCAUAGAUUAGGAUGCCAGACUUAGGGAUCAAAGUUAUAGUAACAAAGA
Messenger RNA from Daldinia loculata, 1418 nucleotides. RefSeq names its product thioesterase family protein. Gene Ontology annotation, molecular function: fatty acyl-CoA hydrolase activity. Bases 239 to 727 code for a protein of 162 amino acids. The transcript has 2 exons. The record is from RefSeq and is a predicted model, not a curated record. Lineage: Eukaryota; Fungi; Ascomycota; Sordariomycetes; Xylariales; Hypoxylaceae.